Messenger RNA from Lineus longissimus, 858 nucleotides. Its product is annotated as elastase-1-like. Gene Ontology annotation, biological process: proteolysis. The record is from RefSeq and is a predicted model, not a curated record. Gene Ontology annotation, molecular function: serine-type endopeptidase activity. NCBI's taxonomy places the organism in Eukaryota, Metazoa, Nemertea, Pilidiophora, Heteronemertea, Lineidae. Bases 26 to 838 code for a protein of 270 amino acids. The transcript is spliced from 6 exons.
UUCCAGUCAAUUGAAGUGGAAGACCAUGCUGCUUGCAUUCGUAACAUUGAUGGUGAUUUGGGGAGUCGGUGCUGAUUCGUGCGGCCGAUCUCCCCUGCUUGGCGGAUUCCGAAUCUCGUAUGGACGAGACGCCCAGCCGGGCAACUGGCCGUGGCAGGUGUCUCUGCAGGCGCCGGUCUCGGGUGGGUGGCACCACUGCGGCGGCGCCAUCAUCAAUGAUAGAUGGAUCCUGACUGCGGCGCAUUGUGUGGCGGGAAUGGACAGAAGCUUCCAAGUAAAGGCAGGAGAGCUUCACCUUCAUCGGGACGACGGUAACGAGAAGGUGUACACUAUCGCGGCGAUACUAGCGCAUCCCGGCUUCAACAUGGCCUUUCCGGGAAGUCCAUAUGACAUUGCAUUGAUCAAGGUCGAGGAAACUAUCACCUUUGGUGAAUUCAUUCAACCUGUGUGCCUGCCCACUGCGGACGAGGUUGUUGAUUAUAGGAAUUGCUACGUCACUGGAUGGGGGGACGCACCAGGCGGUGCCGACCCAGUCAUUCUCCAGCAGGUGUUUGGGCCCGUCAUGUCGGCCGACGAGUGCAGACAGAAGACGCAGUGGGAGCAAGUGGGGGUUGCCAUCCAUUCAACACACAUCUGCUUCGGAGAGCAGAACUGGAAGGGACCUUGUCAGGGCGACUCCGGUGGACCAUUGGUAUGCGAGGCCAGCGGAAGGUUCGUCCAGGUCGGCAUCGUAUCCUUUGGCAACACAGUGCGAUGCAACCAACCUGGGCUUGAAACGAUUUUCACGAAUACAAUUCCUUAUUUGAACUGGAUUAGAAAGAUUAUACAAACGUAUUAAAUGACAAUUUCACUUCUAAA